This is a messenger RNA of Nezara viridula (southern green stink bug), 24371 nucleotides long. The record is from the annotation of a GenBank genome assembly. Lineage: Eukaryota; Metazoa; Arthropoda; Insecta; Hemiptera; Pentatomidae.
AUGGUUCCUAACAUUAGAUUUGUUUUUUGUUACAGUGCAGGGAAUGCUUGUACAAGAAGGCAUCCUCACCCAAAGCAUGGGGUCGAAUUCGUUCCAACAUCAGAUGGAACUCCACCCGUUUUCGAAAGAGUUUUUUCUAAUGCAAGAUUUGCUCAAGGAGGUAAUGCGUUAUUUGAAGGGCGAGUUGUAGGACAGCCCAAACCUGUGGUAUCAUGGACUAGAAAAGGUGCUCCCUUAUUAGAAUCUGCCAAAUAUAAGUUGAAGUAUGAGGAACAAACAGGGAAUGUUUCUCUACAAAUCAACAAUAUUGGCCCAGGUGACGAGGGUGAAUAUACUUGUACAGCAAGGAACCAACUUGGCGAAGCAAUUUGCUCUGUAUACAUACAGCCCGAAGGUUUUGCUGUACCAGCCCACCAACAAGGAAUACGACAAGAAAUGACACAAAUUAAACAAACACAACAAACCUUGCAAGGGGGUUAUCAGCAAACGCAAACUACACAACGAACUCAACAAGUUCAACAGACAAUGCAGUACUCAAAUGGAUUUACAACCAUUGAAGAAGACUUUAAAGUAGACACAUUCGAAUAUAGGAUAUUACGUGAAGUAUCAUUCCGAGAAUCACUGACCAGACGAUUUGUUGGAGAAAGUGAUGCUAUCCUCGAAACAAGAAUAGACCCUAUGCUCGGGCCCCCGGCUCCUCCCCAGGUCCAGACCAAACCGAGAAAUUCAAAACAGACUGAAGGCGCUGAUGUAGUGUUUACUGCAAAGGUUCCAGCGAAUCCGAGACCCAGAUUGACAUGGUUCAAGAAUGGAAAGAGAGUUGUUUCAUCGCAGAAACAUCAAACGAGCUACACGAAUCAACAAGCAUCUUUAAAGGUAAAUCAAGUUUCUGCUCAAGAUAGUGGACAUUACACUCUUCUUGCAGAAAAUCCUCAAGGAUGUGUGGUGACUUCAGCAUAUUUAGCUGUAGAGCCAUCCAGAACACAAGAGCAGUUUUAUGAAAGAGAGAUAUCAAAGACUGAGGAAACCGUCGAAGGAAAAAUGAUUGCCCCAAAUUUUGUAAGGGCAUGUGCCGAUAGAGACGUUACUGAGGGAAAAAUGACAAGAUUUGAUUGUCGUGUCACUGGGCGACCAUAUCCUGAAGUGACAUGGUAUAUCAAUGGAAGACAAGUUACUGAUGAUGCUACUCACAAGAUAUUAGUUAAUGAAUCAGGCAACCAUGCACUCAUGAUUACAAAUAUAUCAAGAUUAGACUCUGGAACAGUGACAUGCAUUGCAAAAAAUAAGGCUGGAGAAUCAUCGUUUGAGUGCAAGUUAAACGUGAUAGAGAAGGAACUUGUAGUAGCUCCUCAAUUUGUUCAAAGAUUUUCAGGAAUUUCAAUCAAAGAAGGAGACUCCUUCAUGUUAACAGCUAGAGCAGUUGGCACACCAAUUCCAAAUAUAUCUUGGCAGAAGGAUGGGGUGCCAGUGCAGAGUGGUGCUGGUUUGAGAAUCACCAUCGACGGUGGUAGCAGUUCUCUAGAAGUAAUCGACGCUAAGACAACAGAUGCAGGUUGGUAUCAGUGCACUGCUCAAAACAUGGCUGGAUCGACAGCAACAAGAGCUCGAGUCCAUGUUCAAAAGAUCAUCAAGCAAGAUACCAGUCAGCCAUCAAGGCUCCACCUUCCCACUCCAACAACAGUUAUCCAACCUGAACCUGCCCCAGAACCUGAGAUCAUCUAUCUGCGCCAUGUUGAACGUGCUGCCCCUAAGGCACCACGCCAUGAGGAAGAGAGGCGUUAUCCACCUCCCCAGUUCAUAAUCCCAUUAACCGAUGCCACUCAAGUAGAGGGUAGUAGGAUCCACUUAGAAGCAAGAGUAGAGCCUGUAGGAGACCCAACGAUGAAUGUCGAUUGGUAUCACAAUGGGAGACCUCUACCUGCAAGUUCACGACUUACUACAACCUUUAGAUUUGGAUUUAUUGCUUUAGAUCUUCUUAGUGUUGUACCUGAAGAUGCUGGAGAAUAUACUUGUGUUGUUCAGUCAAGUACUGGUCAUGUUCAGUCAACUUCUAAAGUUACUAUUACAAGCCGCGCUAGCAUAGAAGCUAAAUCACAAUAUCCUGAGAGCCUCGAAUACAUUCGGCAACUUGAAGAUUAUUCUAAGUAUCAAAGAUCAGAAUCAGUUGAAGAAACAACAUCAGCUAGGCCGGUAUUCAUUAGGCCACUGCGUGAUAUAGGGCAGACUCAAGAAGGACGCAAUGCCCACUUUGAGGGUCAAAUAACUCCAGUUUCAGACCCAACAAUGAGAGUAGAUUGGUUUAAAGAUGGAAAACCAAUCACUGCAAGUUCAAGAAUAACUACCAUUUGCAAUUUUGGAUACGUAUCUCUUAAUAUUCUUCAUCUCCGAUCUGAAGACUCUGGUAUCUACACUGUACGAGCUGUCAACAGGUGGGGAGAGGCAGUAUCACAAUCUACACUCAUUGUUAUAGCAAGAAGCAGUGUAACAAGUGAACUUGGCAUUCCUGAACAACAACGAUAUAUUGAGUCUGUUGAAGCCCUUGAAGGCUACCUCAGUUCAUCACAUCGAACUCAACCAGAACCUCCUGAGAGUACCCAACCACCAGUUUUCCAGAGUCCAAUCAAAGACCAAGGUGUUAGAGAAGGAGGUUUUGCUCACUUUGAAGCUAGGCUUGAACCUGUUGGUGAUUCUACUCUUAGGGUUGAAUGGAUGAAAGAUGGAAGACCAGUUGAAGCAAGUUCUCGCAUAACAACAUUCUUCAAUUUUGGAUAUGUUGCUCUUACAAUUAAAUCCGUUGCUACGCAUGAUGCUGGAAAGUAUACAUGCCGUGCUUAUAAUAUGCUAGGAGAAGCAACAACAUCAGCUAUUCUAAAUGUAAUAUCCAAACAGGAUUCUGUCAUUUUUGAUAGCCAGCAUGCUUCAAGUCUUCAGAAAAUACAACAUCUAGAAGAUUCAAGCCGAUACAUGAAAAGUAAACAAGAGGAAGUCACUGUUACACAGAAACCCAGGUUUUUGGGUCCAUUGAAGGGUACAAACAAAAUUGUCGAAGGCCAACGUGCCCAUUUUGAAGCAAGAGUAGAACCACUUUCUGAUACUACAAUGAGGGUUGAAUGGUAUUUUAAUGGAAAAAUGCUCCAAACUGCUAAUAGGAUUCAAACUUACCAUGAUUUUGGUUAUGUAGCCCUAGACAUCAUGAGUGUAAGGGCUGAAGAUGCUGGCACAUACACAGUUGUUGCUAGAAAUGCAUUAGGAGAAGCUCAGCUAUCAGCUACCAUGCAAGUAGAAACCCGUUCUGGGAUCGACACUAGAAGUAUGCAUCACGGUGCUUAUGAUAAGACAAAACAUAUGGAGGACAGAACCCAUAUUGAACCCCAGUACAAUAUUGAAGAGAUUUCAAAAUCACGACCUAUUUUUGUUCAACCUCUUUCAGAUAUUGCACCAAUUUCUGAAGGAAAAAAUGUACAUUUAGAAUGUAGACUUGAACCAAUGGGAGAUCCAACCAUGAGAGUAGAAUGGUUUCUUAAUGGAAAACCCAUAACUGUUGGUUCACGAUUCCGUACCUAUUAUGAUUUCGGUUAUGUUGCAUUGGAUAUUAUUCAUGUAACUUCUCUUGAUUCUGGAGAAUACACUGUCAGAGCUACUAAUCAUCUUGGUUCUGCUCAUACUUCUGCUUGUGUUCGAGUUAUGAGUCGAUCUGAUAUUUUAACUGAAACUCAGAAUGAAUCAUCACUAGAACAGAUUGAACUUCUUGAAUCUCGUGGCAGAAGGGUUGAACGAGAGGAGGCAGUAAUCGCUGCACCUCCAGUUUUUACCCGUCCUUUACAUAAUAUAGAAACACUUGAAGGAACAAAUGUUCAUCUUGAAUGCCGUUUACAGCCAGUUGGAGAUUCUACAAUGAGAGUAGAUUGGCUUGUGAAUGGUAAACCAGUUCGUAUUGGACACAGAUUCCGACCAGCCUAUGAUUUUGACUAUGUAGCUCUUGAUUUAUUAUCUGUUUACCCUGAAGAUUCAGGUGUCUAUACUUGCAUAGCCAGAAACCACUUAGGAGAGGCUGUGACUUCUUCAUCAGUCAGAGUUAUUGCUAAAAAAGAUCUUUUGCUGGAAUCACAGCAUCCAGGAGGAUUAGAGAAAAUCCAGUAUUUGGAAGAUUCUUCUCGCUACAAAAGAGCAGAUGUUGUUGACGAGAUGGUUACAAUUAAACCAAAGUUCAUCACAAAGCCUAAAUCUAUCGAAGGUCUGAGAGAAAGUGGUCAUGCUCACUUUGAAUGUAAAUUAGAACCUGUUACUGAUUCAAACUUAAAAGUUGAAUGGUUCAAAAAUGGUAGACCCAUUAUUGUUGGACAUAGAUUCCGUCCUAUUCAUGACUUUGGCUAUGUGGCCCUUGAUAUCAUUGACACAAUUGCUGAAGACUCAGGUAUCUACACAUGCAGAGCCACCAACCUAUUAGGAACUGAUGAAACGUCUUGCUCUUUAAAGUGUCUAAGAUCUUCACAAAUAGUUACCACUACUCAGAAUGAAGCAGGUUUGGAACAGAUACAAUAUCUUGAAGAUAGGAGUAAAUACCAGAGAAAGGAUGAAAUAGAAGAAACCACACGGCAGGCGCCGGUCUUCACGACUUCACUCAAACAGUGUGAAAUUCGGGAAGGCCAGAGAGCACACUUUGAAUGCCGUCUUAUUCCAGUUUCUGAUAACACCAUGAAAGUAGAGUGGUUCCACAAUGGACAGCCUGUUAAAUCAGGUUCACGAUUCACUGAAACAAAUAACUUUGGUUUUGUUGCUCUUGAUAUUCUUCAUUGCUUGCCCGAAGAUUCAGGAACGUAUACUUGCAGAGCUAAAAAUGUCAAUGGAGAAGCAGUCACAUCAUCAAACCUUAAUGUCCAAUCUCGAAAAUCUAUAUAUCUUGAGUCACAACAUGAAUCUGCUCUAAGCCGGCUCAAUCAGUUUGAGACAAGGGAAUACCAUGGCCCAAGUGGUCCUGAAGAAGCUCCAAGCCAACCACCUGUGUUUACUCAACCAUGCCGUGAUCAGAGGCUUGCCGAAGGGGCUAGUGCCCACUUUGAAGCAAGGCUUAUUCCAGUUGGAGAUGCUAGGCUGAAAGUUGAGUGGUUAAGAAAUGGCGUUCCAAUUCAAGCCUCUAAUCGCAUUACAACCAUGCAUGACUUUGGAUAUGUUGCACUUAAUAUGAAACAUGUUUAUCCAGAAGAUUCAGGUACAUAUACCUGCAGAGCAGUUAAUGAUCUUGGACAAGCCGUAACAUCAGCUACACUUCUUGUCCAAUCUAAAGCAUCACUACUUACUGAAAGUCAGCAUGAAGCUGCUUUGCAGAAACUACAAGCCCUUGAAGAUUCAUCUAAAUACAGGCGUACUGAAGAACAAGAAAUCAUUGUCACCCAGAAACCAAGUUUUAGUGUUCAACUCAAUGGUCCUACUUCACUUUUGGAAGGACAAAGUGCUCAUUAUGAAUGCCGAGUUGAACCUUAUCCUGAUGCAAACCUUAAAGUAGAAUGGUUUCACAAUGGAAAACCAUUACAAACAGGUCAUCGAUUCCGUACAGCCUUUGACUUUGGAUUUGCUACACUUGACAUACUUACUGUUUAUGAAGAAGAUAAAGGAGAGUAUACUUGCAGAGCAACAAACAAACUUGGACAGGCUGUGUCUUCAGUUAAACUUAAUGUCCAAUCAAGAGCAUCAAUUAUAAGAGAUACUCAACACAAGGAAGCCCUCCAAAGAAUUCAGUAUCUUGAGGAUGACUCGCGUUAUAAACGCACAACCGAUGAAGAAGUUACAAUUCAUGAAAGGCCCGAGUUCGGCAGACCACUGAAGAAUAUCGAACAUCUUCCUGAAGGUAGAAUGGCUCAUUUAGAAGCAACACUGACUCCAGUCAAUGAUGCAACAAUGAAAGUUGAAUGGUUUAGAAAUGGAAGACCAAUACCUCAAGGACAUAGAUUCAAAACAACUUAUGAUUUUGGCUUUGUCGCCUUAGACAUUUUAUAUGCAUACGCUGAAGACUCAGGUACUUACAUGUGUAAAGCCAGAAAUGUUGCUGGUGAAGCUGUAACAACAUGCUCUAUCCAAGUUGACUCUAAGGAAGGUCUUCAGCUUGAUACCCUCGAUGAACAGAGGCUAAGGAAAAUUAAAGAACUUGAACACUAUGAAAGACCAAGACAAGAGGAAGUCGAACCUAUCCCUCAGAAGCCUGUUUUUAUUACUCCACUCAACAGCCUUGAAAAUCUUAAAGAAGGAGACCAUGCUCACCUGGAAUGCCGUGUUGAACCGAUUUCUGAUGCCAACUUGCGAAUUGAAUGGUUCGUCAAUGGCAAAGCAAUUAAGACUGGACAUCGUUUUAGAACAACUCAUGAUUUUGGUUACGUUGCUCUGGAUAUUCUGUAUGUUUAUGCAGAAGAUUCUGGAACUUACAUGUGCAAAGCCACUAAUCUCAUGGGAGAAGCUGUCAAUACUUCAACAAUUCGAGUUCAAUCUCGGCAUAAUAUUCUAUUAGAAACUCAGCACCCUGAAGGGUUGGAAAAGAUUCGUGAGCUGGAAGCUCAAGGUCAUCCAACAAGACUUGAAUUAGAGGAACCAUUACCAAAUCCACCCAGAUUUAUUACACAAUUAAGAGGUACCACAGAAAUCGCAGAAGGAGGUACUGCACAUUUUGAAGCUCAAAUUGAACCAUUACAUGAUCCCAAUCUCCGUGUUGAAGUUUACCACAAUGGCAAGCCACUUGGUUCUGCUUCGAGGUUCCACAUCACUUUUGAUUUUGGCUAUUUUGCCCUUGAUGUUGGACAUUGCCUUGCCUCAGAUGCUGGUGAAUACACUGUCAAAGCAAUCAAUAAACUUGGAUCAGCUGUUUCAUCAACAACCCUAAAAGUUGUUGAGCGAGGCAGCAUAAUACUUGAUUCACAACGGCCUGAAGGACUUGAGAAGAUACGAGAAUUGGAAAGGGAGGCUCCGAAGAGACCUGAAGCGGUUGAACCAGUCACUAGACAGCGUCCUGUGUUCACUCAGCCAUUGCAGAAUAUUGAUACUAUAGCAGAGGGGCAGACGGCGCACUUUGAAUGUCGCCUCAUCCCCGUCGGGGAUCCGACGCUGAAGGUCGAAUGGUUUAGAAAUGAGAAGAUACUUGAGGACAGUUCACGAAUCACAAAAACACACGAUUUUGGAUAUGUAUCUAUGGAUAUGACACAUGUUCGUGAAGAAGAUGAAGGUGUCUACAUGUGCAGGGCAUCAAAUGCUCUUGGUGAAGCUGUUACCACAGCUUCCAUGAAGAUUAAAUCCAAAGCAUCCAUACAAAUCGACACUCAGCACCCUGAAGGCAUGAGAAAAAUCAGACAACUUGAAGAAGGACGUGGCCCAUUAAAGCCUGAGGAUGUUGAACCAACAUUUGAAAAACCCAUCUUCACCCAAGUUUUAACUGGCCCUUCAGAACUCUGGGAAGGACAGACCGCUCACUUUGAAGCCAGGGUUGUACCAAUUGGUGAUCCAACGAUGAGAUACCAUUGGUAUGUCAAUGGCACAGAGCUCAAAAUGGGUUCAAGAUUCCAUGUAACACAUGAUUUUGGUUUUGUAACCCUUGACAUCAUGUCUACAGUACCAGAAGAUUCAGGUUUAUAUAUGUGCAAAGCUAUUAAUGCUGCUGGAGAAGCUGUUUCAUCAACAACUUUGAAAGUGAAACCAAGAUCAGCUAUUUCUGGUGAACCUAUUCAACCAGAGGCAUGGCAGAAGAUCAAAGACAAGGAAGCUGCUCUUGGUGCAAAACCAGAAAGACCUGAGGAACCAAUCGCUAAUAUGCCACCCAUAUUUACCAGACAUCUUACCAACCAGGAGAACCUUACUGAAGGAUCCCAUGUAUACAUAGAGGCUCAAGUGGAGCCUAGAAAUGAUCCUAACCUCAGGAUAGAAUGGUACAAAAACGGAAAAUCUCUUACAACUGGUACUAGAAUUAGGACUACAUUUGAUUUUGGUCUUGUAACACUUUCUGUGAACGGAGUGAGACCUGAUGAUUCUGGUAUAUAUACAUGCAAGGCCAUUAAUAUGCUUGGAGAAGCAGUGUCAACUUGUACGAUCAAAAUUGAAGAUCGCCAUUGGCUCCUUGCAAAUUCACUGAGACCUGAAGCUUUACCACUAAUAGAUGCUCUUGAAGGCCCUAAAGAAGGUAGACCUGAGGCACCAGAGCCUGUAUUUGAAGGACCUGUUUUCAUAUCACAUCUUAACAAUGUGGUUUGUACUGAAGGAGAAAAUUCUCACUUUGAGUGUCGUGUUGAACCUGCUAAGGAUCCAACCCUUCAAAUAGAAUUCUUCGCAAAUGGGAAACCACUCCCAACUGGUUCUAGAUUCAAGGGAAAUCAUGAUUUUGGUUUUGUCACCCUUGAUAUCAAUUCAUGCUAUGCUGAAGAUUCUGGAGUUUACACUGUUAAGGCAACUAACAGCAAAGGCCAAGCCUCUACUUCGGGUACACUCAAGUGUACUAGUGGAACUGAUAUCUAUCUUCAAACUCAACAUCCAACUGGGCAAGCUGGUCUGGAGAAAGUGAAAGAAGUCGAUGAAUCAUUUGCAUCCAAAUACCAACGCCAAGUUUCUGGUCCAGAGAAAGAAUGGCCUAAGCCUGUUUGGACCAAACCACUCCAGCCAGAGUUUAAACUGGGUGAGGCCCAACCUCUUCACUUGGAGGCUACAGUUGAACCCAAGGAUGACCCUCAUCUAAGGAUAGAAUGGUUCUUCAAUGGAAAAAGCCUUGCACAUGGUUCACGAUUUAAAAUGACAAGUGAAUUUGGGUUUGUUACUCUUGAUUUAACUGAAGUCUAUGAGAGAGAUCAAGGAAUUUAUACUUGUAAAGCUUGGAAUAGAAGCGGUGAAGCGUUCACAUCAACAACAAUUUAUUGUACUAGUAAAACUGGUCUCAUUGAAAAAACACAACAUCCCAAAGGACAAGAAGGCCUUGGAAAGAUCCAGGAAUUAGAAGAAUCACUUAGAAGAGAAGAAGAGAAAGCAAUUACUCCAGAUGAAGGACAGCCACCUUCAUUUACCUCAAAGUUCCAAGAUAUUAAGAAUUUGAGUGAAGGUGAAAUCGCUCAUUUUGAAGCUUCAUUGGUUCCUGUUGGUGAUCAAAGCAUGGUAGUAGAAUGGUUUUACAAUGGAAAGGCAAUAGAAGCCAGCCAUCGAAUCAGAACAGUCCAUGCAUUUGGUAUGGUUGUCCUCGAGAUCUUGGGCACUAAAAUUGAAGAUUCGGGAACUUAUACCUGCAGAGCCACAAACAAAUGGGGCAAGGAUGAAAUAUCAGUCACUUUAGAAUGCAUAGAUGUCACUAAAGGGCAAAAACCACAAUUUACUACACAUAUUAAGAGCAUUGAUGGACUUAAAGAUGGAGAUUCCGUACACUUUGAGUGCACAUUAAUCCCUGUAGGUGAUCCAAACAUGAAGGUUGAAUGGUUUCACAAUGGACGUCCUAUUAGGCACUCCACAAGGAUCAAACAAGUUUCCGACUUUGGUUUUGUUCUGAUGGAUAUUGCUUAUACUCAGUCUCAUGAUACUGGAGAAUACGUUUGUAGAGCAAAGAACAAGUAUGGCGAAGAUUUUACAAGAGCACAUGUCACAUGUGUUGGAAAGGGAGGUGUCUACUUGGAAUCUCUUCAACCAGAAUCGCUCGCUAAGAUCAGAGAGCUCGAAUCAGCAGCAGCUCCAGGUGCCCAGAUUCCAACAACUCCUGUGAACGAGCCUCCAAGGUUCAUUACCCAAAUCACCGACAUCACAACUCUCAAAGAGGGACAAAGUGCUCAUUUUGAGGCCCGCCUUGUUCCUGUCAAUGAUCCUAAUCUUAAGGUUGAAUGGUAUUAUAAUGGAAAAAAGCUUCCUCAUGGUCAUCGUUACAGAACAUUCCACGAUUUCGGAAUAGUAAUUUUAGAUAUUCUAUACUGCUAUGCUGAAAAUUCAGGAGAAUACGAAGCAAGAGCAACCAAUCUUGUUGGUUCUGAUUCGACUAAGGCUAUACUCAGAUGUUCAUCUAAAGCAAGUCUCAUCCUUGAAUCCCAACUUCCAGAAGGUAUGGAAGGUGGUCUGGAGAAAAUCCAGGACUUGGAAGAUGCUAUGAUUAGAACUAAAAAAGAGCAAGUUACUGAAGAUAAGAAGCAAGUGCCUGUCUUUACUGUUCCUUUAUCUAACAUUGACAGCCUCCGUGAAGGUGAAAGUGCACACUUUGAGGCCAGGUUGAUACCAACAGAUGAUCCAAGGCUAAAGGUUGAAUGGUUUUGGAAUAACAAACCAUUAAGGACUGGUUCACGGUUCAGAACAUUCCAUGAUUUUGGAUUUGUCAUCUUAGAAAUUUCUCCAGUUUACCCAGAAGAUUCUGGUGAAUACUCAUGCCGUGCUACCAACCAAUGGGGACAGGCUGUCACUACCUCGACAAUGAAAGUUGAAGGCAAGCGUUCAAUCAUCAUAGAGUCCCAACUUCCAAAAGGUAUGGAAGGAACAAUAGAAAAGAUUGCUGAAUUAGAGGGGCUUGGUUCCUCUACUACCGGACCUAUUCCAGAAGAUGAUGUUGGAAAACCACCUGAGUUCAUUACCAGCCCUUCCGAUCAAACUCUUGUCGAGUAUUCAGUCGCACAUUUUGAAUGUCGCCUUAUUCCAUUGAAUGACCCAUCCCUAAGAGUUGAAUGGUUCCACAAUGGCAAGCCUCUCACUGCUGGUUCUAGGUUCAAAACCAUAAAUGAUUUUGGAUUUGUUAUUCUUGAAAUAGCUCAAAUUGAUACAAGAGAUUCUGGCUUGUACACUUGUAAGGCAACGAACAAGCAUGGUGAAGCUAUAGUGUCUUGUAAACUUGAUGUCAGAGGUAGGCAAAGUAUAAUCAUGGAGCCUCAACUCCCUAACACAUUCAGUUCUGGAACAGAAAGUAUUCAGAAGCUUGAAGAGGAGCUUCACAAGAAAGAAGAACUGUUAGAACAAGAAGAAAGACCAAAUCCUCCGAAGUUUAUUGUUGAAAUUGAGGAUGCUGAAGUAAUUGAAGGAGGAAAGGCUCAUUUUGAAUGCCGAGUAGAACCUGUUGGUGACCCAACUAUGAGAAUUGAUUGGUUCUUCAAUGGACGGCCAUUUGCUACUGGAUCAAGGGUCCAUAUGAUAAAUGACUUUGGCUAUAUUGUCCUAGAUAUGGAUUACAUUUAUGCUAGAGAUUCUGGAGAAUAUCUUUGCAGGGCAACAAACCGAUGGGGAACUGCUACUACUAGAGCAGCUCUUAUCUGCAAAGCUAAGCAUGAUGUAAUUUUGGAAUCACAAUUGCCACAUGGAAUGACUGGAGAAAAACUUAAAGAACUUGAAAAAGGACAUGUAACUGAACCAGGACCUGAGUCUCCAACUCCAAAAGAACCUCCUAAAUUUAUUACUCAGAUAAGUUCAGCUACAGUUGGAGAAAAUGAACCCGUCCGCUUUGAGUGUCGUGUAGAGCCCAAGUCAGACUCCACAAUGAGGAUUGAAUGGUAUAGGAAUGGAAAAUUAUUGCCAUCUGGGCAUAGGUACAGAACACUCUUUGAUAUGGGAUUUGUGUCGCUUGAUAUACUAUAUGUCUAUCCAGAGGACUCAGGAGAGUAUGUCUGUCGGGCUGUUAAUGCAUAUGGAGAGGAUUUCACCAGAGCCACUGUAUCUUGCAAGAAGGUACCAAGUAUUAUCUUACAAAAUCAAGUACCAAAGGGAAUGAAAAAAUCAGAACAACUAAUGCAGAUGGAAGCUACCAUUAAAAAAUAUACUUCUGAAGUUCAUUUGACAGAGGAGGAUCUUUAUGAACCUGAAAGAAAACAGCCUCCAAGGUUUGUGACUCAGAUUCAAGACCAAACUGAGUUGGUUGAAAUGGAAGCAACAAAAUUUGAAUGCCAACUUGCCCCUGUGGGUGAUCCAAAUAUGAAAGUUGAAUGGUUUUUCAAUGGAAAACCAUUACAUCACAAAAACAGAUUUACUCCAAUUUAUGAUUUUGGAUAUGUGGCAAUGAAUUUCGGUUGGAUUUACCCUGAAGAUUCUGGUGAAUACCUUUGUAGAGCUACUAAUCUUUAUGGCCAGGAUGAAACAAGAGCUAUCAUCAAAACAACUGGAAAGCCUGGAAUUAUUUAUGAAUCACAACUUCCUAAAGGAAUGAAAAGUAUUGAGAAAAUCAGAGAAAUGGAGGCCUCCUGGCAAGUAGUUGCUGAAGAAAAAGAAGAAGAAACCAAAGAAAAGGAAAAACCAGUAUUUGUUUCAAAACCAGAAGCUACCAUUGUUAAUGAGGGAGAAUGUGCAAGAUUCUGUUGCAGGGUAACUGGAUACCCACGCCCUCGUGUGAUGUGGCUUAUUAACAAUAAUACUGUCAUAAAUGGUACUCGAUACAGACUCACAUAUGAUGGAAUGUGGCAUCUUGAUAUCCCUAAAACAAGGCAAUAUGAUCAAGGUAAAAUUGAAGUUGUCGCAAGAAAUGCUGCUGGAGAAACUAGGGUUGAAACCACUCUGACUGUAAAACCUAGGGGCGAUGACUACAGAGGUGUCCUUAAGAACUCUCCAAGGCCUUGGUAUGAUGUGGAGCUCGCUCAGUAUCAGGCCGAAAGGCAGGAGACUGAAUUGGAAAAGGUGUUUGAAGAGAGAGCAGCAACUCACCCGGAAGUGACUCCUGAGCUACUCCGCCAUAGAACUGGGCAGACCAUAAAAGAACCAGAACCAGAAUGGACCCAAGGAGUCAAAAAUAAAAAGAGUGAAGAAUAUUAUUCUAAAAUACGUGAGUUGGAAGAGGGACAAAUUGUGAAAGAAAAUAGAAUCAGAGAAGCUUCUCACCAAUUUGCUAUUCCUGGGGAAAAAAUCACAAAAAAAUCUGUUGCCCGAGGAAUGGCUCAAAGUUAUGAGGACAGCUUGGUAAAGGAAGAACCUGAGUUAAUGCCAUGGCAGAAAGGAAGGAACUUGAAAAAAACUGGAAAACUCUAUGAAGAAGAUGACACUGUACAGCAAGAUACUACAGUUGAAAAGGUUAUAGAAAAACGACCUUUACCUGGACCUCUUGAAUCUACUGUUCAUGGUAAAGAAGUUCACACUGCUGUACAAAAACAAACUCAGAAAGAGGUGAAAGGAGACCAGGAAAUAACUAGAAAAAUCUCAACAACUGAAACAACUGAAGUAGAACACAAGGCUACAACUCAAGAAAGGGUGGUUCAAGGACAAGUGAAACCAGCAAAGCCACCUGUGUUUACUCGGAAGAUCCAACCAGUAAGAGCUUUCGAACAAGAACAAGCUAGAUUCGAAGUAGAAUUUGAUGGAGAUCCACUGCCCACUAUCAAGUGGUAUAGAGAGGACUUCCCCAUCACUAGUUCAUCCGAUUUACAAAUUCAUACUUUUUCAACUAAAUCAGUUCUCAUACUGCGGCAAGUUUACCUUGAAGAUUCUGGUGUAUUUUCUGUAAUAGCUGAAAACCGUGGUGGAAGAGCAAAAUGUUCUGCUAACCUUGUUGUCGAAGAGAAAAGGCGAGCUGGUCGUACAGGUGCCAUCCCACCAUCAUUCCUUACUACUGUCCAGGAUGGAAGAAAGAUAACUGCUGACAUUAGGUAUAAGACCUUAGAAGAAGACAAUGUGUACACAUUACUCAUCAUUGAAACUGCUCUUGAAGAUUCUGGUAAUUAUGAAUGUGUGGCAAUCAAUUCAGCUGGGGAAGCUCGUUGUGAAGGUCAGCUCAUCGUUGAAGAAGACAGGAAAAAAGGACCUGCGCCAAGUGGUGCGGGUCAGGGUGCUGCACCUUCCGUAGUUCAACCUCUCACUGAUCAGACCAAACAAGAAGGCCAAUCUGUUGUCUUCAGAUGUAGGAUUGCUUCUAAACAAGCCGUUCAAGUACAAUGGUACAAAGGACCAGAAGUCAUCAAACCCAGCAAGUACUUCCAAAUGGGCCGUGAAGGGUCCGAUACCUACACUUUGAGGAUCUCAGAAGUGUUCCCAGAAGAUGAGGGACAGUACAAGUGUGUUUUAAGUAAUCCUUCUGGACAACUUACACUUACUGCUAACUUGAAAGUCUUGGCACCUGAUACGAAUGAAAUAGCACCAACCCUUGUCCAAAUGAGGGAUGUUGUUGUUCAAGAAGGAAGUUCAGCUCAAUUCAGGACUCAAGUCAAUGGCAAACCAACCCCAACCAUUCAGUGGUACAGGGAAGGUGAUCUGAUUCCACAGUCUCCUGACUUUCAGAUGAUUCAUGAGGGUAAGAAUGUGGUCCUGUUAAUUGCUACAACUUAUGAAGAAGAUUCAGGCACUUUCACUUGCCGUGCAACCAACUCAGCAGGACAAGCAGAAACAUCUGCACGUCUUAUUGUCAAAAGAUUUGUGAGCUUCAAAGAAACCAAAGUGGUUGAUGAAAAGGGUAGUGACUACCAUAGUACUGUUAAAGAUAGGGUUUUCAGUUCUAUUUCAUCACCUGUUAGCUCAAACCAAGAAUUAGAAAAAAUAGAAGAUUCAAGACAAAAGGAUAGUGAAUCUAAAAAAACUGUUGGGUGGCGUAGACCCAGGGGAAGAUCUCUUGAUACAAGACCUACAAGUGCACCUUGGAGAAAAACAAGGGAAAGAUCAGCAGGAGCAAGGCCUCAGGAGAGAGCUAAGAUGGCUCCAGAAGAUAUUCCAGAAGCAAGUAACAUUACAUUUAAAUCUGUAACAAAACAUAAGACUGAAUUAAAACAAGCUACAAUCAAAUUAAAAGAUAUAAAUUCCAGAGUACUUGUAAAAGAUGAACAUAAAGAAGAAACAUUAGCAAAAACCGCUCCACAGAAAGGUGUACCUUGGACCCAAGAAAAAAUACAGUUAAAGAAGGCACCCAAAGAACACAAACCAGUCGAAAAAGAAACAUUAGAGACUGUUGAAUUAAAACCAACUAGACGGACUUCUAGAGACGUCACUGAUUCAAGUGAAGUAACUCUAAAACCAAUAACAAAAGAAAAGACUCUGCCAGGUCGACCCAAAGAACAAUCUGAAAUGGAAAAAUCUGAAACUGUUGAAGAUCAACCUAAAGAUGUUGAACUACCUUCAGUUCCUCAAAAAGGUGUACCUUGGACCCAAGAAAAAAUACAGUUAAAGAAGGCACCUAAAGAACCUAAGAAAAUUGAAAAAGAAACAUUAGAAAAAGUUGAAUUAAAACCAGCUAGACGGUCUUCUAGAGACGUCACUGAUUCAAGUGAAAUAACUCUAAAACCAAUAACAAAAGAAAAGACUCUACCAGGUCGACCACAAGAACAAUACAAAAUGGAAAAACCUGAAACUAUUGAAGAUCACCAUAAAGAUGUUGAACUACCAUCAGUUCCACAAAAAGGUUUACCUUGGACCCAAGAGAAAAUUCAGUUAAAGAAGGCACCGAAAGAACUUAAGAAAAUUGAAAAAGAAACAUUAGAAACUGUUGAAUUAAAACCAGCUAGACGGUCUUCUAGAGAUGUCACAGAAUCAAGUGAAGUCACACUGAAACCAAUAACAAAAGAACAUCCCAAAGAACAAUCAGAAGUGGAAAAACUUGAAACUGUUGGAGAUCAACCGAAAAAAGUUGAACUACCUUCAGUUCCACAAAAAGGUGUACCUUGGACCCAAGAGAAAGUUCAGUUAAAGAAGGCACCGAAAGAACUUAAGAAAAUUGAAAAAGAAACAUUAGAGACUGUUGAAUUAAAACCAGCUCGACGGUCUUCUAGAGAUGUCACAGAAUCAAGUGAAGUCACACUGAAACCAAUAACAAAAGAACAAUCUGAAGUUGGAAAACCUGAAACUGCUGGAGAUCAACCUAAAGAAGUUGAACUUCCUUCAGUUCCACAAAAGGGUGUGCCUUGGACCCAAGAAAAAAUACAGUUAAAGAAGGCACCGAAAGAACCAAAGAAACAGGAAAAAGAAACAUUAGAGACGGUUGAAUUAAAACCAGGUAGGCGGUCUUCUAGAGACGUUCCUGAUUCAAGUGAAGUCACACUGAAACCAAUAACAAAAGAACAGCCCAAAGAACAAUCAGAAGUGGAAAAACCUGAAACUGUUCGAGAUCAACCUAAAGAAGUAGAACUUCCUUCAGUUCCACAAAAGGGUGUGCCUUGGACCCAAGAAAAAAUACAGUUAAAGAAGGCACCGAAAGAACCAAAGAAAAUUGAAAAAGAAACAUUGGAAACUGUUGAAUUAAAACCAGCUAGACGGUCUUCUAGAGAUGUCACAGAAUCAAGUGAAAUCACACUGAAACCAUUAACAAAAGAACAUCCCAAAGAACAAUCAGAAGUGGAAAAACUUGAAACUGUUGGAGAUCAACCUAAAGAAGUUGAACUACCUUCAGUUCCACAAAAGGGUGUGCCUUGGACCCAAGAAAAAAUACAGUUAAAGAAGGCACCGAAAGAAUCAAAGAAAGUUGGAAAAGAAACAGUAGAGACGGUUGAAUUAAAACCAGGUAGGCAGUCUUCUAGUGAUGUUCCAGAUUCAAGUGAAGUCACACUGAAACCAAUAACAAAAGAACAAUCUGUAGUUGGAAAACCUGAAACUGCUGGAGAUCAACCUAAAGAAGUUGAACUUCCUUUAGUUCCACAAAAAGGUGUGCCUUGGACCCAAGAAAAAAUACAGUUAAAGAAGGCACCGAAAGAACCAAAGAAACAGGAAAAAGAAACAUUAGAGACGGUUGAAUUAAAACCAGGUAGGCGGUCUUCUAGAGACGUUCCUGAUUCAAGUGAAGUCACACUGAAACCAAUAACAAAAGAACAUCCCAAAGAACAAUCAGAAGUGGAAAAACCUGAAACUGUUCGAGAUCAACCUAAAGAAGUAGAACUUCCUUCAGUUCCACAAAAGGGUGUGCCUUGGACCCAAGAAAAAAUACAGUUAAAGAAGGCACCGAAAGAACCAAAGAAAAUAGAAAAAGAAACAUUAGAAACUGUUGAAUUAAAACCAGCUAGACGGUCUUCUAGAGAUGUCACAGAAUCAAGUGAAGUCACACUGAAACCAAUAACAAAAGAACAUCCCAAAGAACAAUCAGAAGUGGAAAAACUUGAAACUGUUGGUGAUCAACCUAAAGAAGUUGAACUUCCUUCAAUUCCACAAAAGGGUGUGCCUUGGACCCAAGAACAAAUACAGUUAAAGAAAGCACCAAAAGAACCAAAGAAAGUUGAAAAAGAAACAUUAGAGACAGUUGAAUUAAAACUAGGUAGGCGGUCAUCUAGAGAUAUUCCUGAUUCAAGUGAAGUCACACUGAAACCAAUAACAAAAGAACAGCCCAAAGAACUAUCAGAAGAGGAAAAACCUGAAACUGUUGGAGAUCAACCUAAAGAAGUAGAACUUCCUUCAGUUCCACAAAAAGGUGUACCUUGGACCCAAGAGAAAGUUCAGUUAAAGAAGGCACCGAAAGAAUCAAAGAAAGUUGAAAAAGAAACAUUACAGACAGUUGAAUUAAAACCAGGUAGGCGGACUUCUAGUGACGUUCCUGAUUCAAGUGAAGUAACACUGAAACCAAUAACAAAAGAACAAUCAGAAGUUGGAAAGCCUGAAACUGCUGGAGAUCAACCUAAAGAAGUUGAACUUCCUUCAGUUCCACAAAAGGGUGUGCCUUGGACCCAAGAACAAAUACAGUUAAAGAAGGCCCUGAAAGAACCAAAGAAAGUUGAAAAAGAAACAUUAGAGACAGUUGAAUUAAAACCAGGUAGGCGGACUUCUAGUGACGUUCCUGAUUCAAGUGAAGUAACACUGAAACCAAUAACAAAAGAACAAUCAGAAGUUGGAAAAUCUGAAACUGCUGGAGAUCAACCUAAAGAAGUUGAACUUCCUUCAGUUCCACAAAAAGGUGUACCUUGGACCCAAGAGAAAGUUCAGUUAAAGAAGGCACCGAAAGAACCAAAGAAAGUUGAAAAAGAAACAUUAGAGACAGUUGAAUUAAAACCAGGUAGGCGGACUUCUAGUGACGUUCCUGAUUCAAGUGAAGUAACACUGAAACCAAUAACAAAAGAACAAUCAGAAGUUGGAAAGCCUGAAACUGCUGGAGAUCAACCUAAAGAAGUUGAACUUCCUUCAGUUCCACAAAAGGGUGUGCCUUGGACCCAAGAAAAAAUACAGUUAAAGAAGGCCCUGAAAGAACCAAAGAAAGUUGAAAAAGAAACAUUAGAGACAGUUGAAUUAAAACCAGGUAGGCGGACUUCUAGUGACGUUCCUGAUUCAAGUGAAGUAACACUGAAACCAAUAACAAAAGAACAAUCAGAAGUUGGAAAAUCUGAAACUGCUGGAGAUCAACCUAAAGAAGUUGAACUUCCUUCAGUUCCACAAAAGGAUGUGCCUUGGACCCAAGAGAAAAUUCAGUUAAAGAAGGCACCCAAAGAACCAAAGAAAGUUGAAAAAGAAACAUUAGAGACAGUUGAAUUAAAACCAGCUAGACGCUCUUCUAGAGAAGCCACAGAAUCAAGUGAAGUCACACUGAAACCAAUAACAAAAGAACAUCCCAAAGAGCAAUCAGAAGUGGAAAAACUUGAAACUGUUGGAGAUCAAGCUAAAGAAGUUGAACUUCCUACAGUUCCACAAAAAGGUGUACCUUCAACACAGGAAAAGUCCCAAUUAAAGAAGACCGUUAAGAAAUCUACACAUGUGGAAAAAGAAACAUUAAAAACUUUUGAAACAUUAGAUGAAGGAAUGGUAAUAAGUGAUACUGUCAAUAUUAUAACAAAGCAGGAAUUCUCUUCAACAGACACCAAUAAUAAAUUUAAAACUCUUAUAGAAGAAAGAACUGAUGUACAAGAUAAAGAAAUAAUAAUUGAUGAAACAUUGCAAACUGAAGGCAAAGAAAGUUAUUUACCAUGGAGACCUAAACCUAAAGUUAUUAUGCCUGAUACAUCUGACCAAAGGGUUUUAAAGAUAAUUUGUGAGGUUAAGGAUACUGAGAUAAUUAAAAAGGAUACUGAUUAUACACAAAGUAUUACAGCAGAUCAAAAUGUUUCUAAAUCAGUUGAAGAUGUAAAAUAUGAUACUCUGAUUGAAGACAAAUCACCUAAAAAAGAGAAACAUGUGCAGUUUAUUUCUGAUAAACCUGAAGAAAUCAUAGGAGAAUUUUCUCCUGAGAAACCAAAACCAAAAAAAGGAAAGAAAAAAGGUAUUAUAAAACAUACAACCACAAAUGAAGGUAUUGAACAGAUAGCUGUUCUUCCUUCAAAUGAGGAAGAAUCAGACAUAGACGAAGAUGUACCUCUACAGCCGUUUGUUAGAUCAGAGUUGUCUGGUUCAAUUCCUGAAUUGAAAGAAAAGCCUGAGUUACCAUGGAGAAAGAAAAAAGAAAUAACUGAAAGUUAUGAGGUAGAUAAACAUGAAGAAGAAAGAAAAAUAUUUGAAAAGGAUAUUCCAGAAGUAGAAAAAACAGUAAAAUAUGCACAUGAUACCAGAAAAUAUGAAUCUAACAUUAUUCCUAAAGUAAAAGAAAAGUUACCAGAAGAUGAUAUACCUACUCCUUUUUGGAGAAGAAAGAAACCAGAAAAAAAGGAAACAGCAGAGCAACAAAUUCAACCAAAACCUGAAGAUAUUAUCUUCAAACCUGAAGAUGACCAAAUUACUCUGAUAGAAGAGCAAAAGGCCAUUGAGCAGGCAAAAACAAGCCCUAAAGACGAUGAUAAACAACCAGCAGAAGAUACAUCAGUUCCUAUCUGGAGGAGGAAGAAGAAACCUCAGAAAACUAUUGCUCCAGAUUCGGUAGAACAAAUUACUAAUGUAGAGAAAGACAAAGUCAUUGAGGAGAUAAAAACUAUACCUAUUAAAGAAGAGAAAGUGCCAGAAGAUGAAAUUCCUGCUCCUGUUUGGAGAAGCAAAAAGAAGCCAGAAAAAAAAGAAACAGUAGAGCAACAAAUUCAAUCAAAACCUGAAGAUAUUAUUUUCAAAACGGAAGAAGACAAAAUAACUCUGAUAGAAGAACAAAAAGUGAUUGAGCAAGUAAAACCUAGUCCUGAAGAAGUUGAAAAACAACCUGAAGAAGAUACUUCAGUUCCUAUCUGGAGAAGGAAGAAGACAAAACCUGAGAAAACUCCUGCUCCAGAAGUGAAGCAAGAAAUUCCUGAACAAAUCCCAGAUGAAAAGUUAAGUAAACAAAAGAAGAAGACACCCAAAACUAAGGUACCUAAGACAGAGGAUUCAACAGUUGUUGAAGAGAAGACUACACCUAUUAAGCCAAAGUCUGAAAAAUUAGUUCCAAUGAAAUUAGAAACUGUAUCAAUUGAGCCACAUAAAGUUAGUGUUGUUAAACUUUCAGAUCUCCCACACUUCGCUUCCAUCAAACUGAGAAAAGUAACUCUCCCUCCAAAGAAAGGUGCUCCUAAAACUACAGAACUUCCAAAGGUUCUACUUAAGAGCCGCAUUAAGCACUAUCCAUAUCCUCCUACUAUUCACUAUAUUAUAAUCAAGGAUCUGGAACCAAUAUAUGUUGAUAACGGUAUACUUUCCAGAAAUUAUGAAGAAGCUAAAAAGGUGAAGAAAACAACAAGAAGAAGAGUUAAACUUCCAAAGAGACCGGAAGCUGAAAUUGAAAAGUAUGAACCUUUUGAAGAACCGCCUAAACAACCUAAACCAGAAGCACCUCAAGAACCUAAAGAAAAACCAGAAAAGCCUGGAAAGCCUGAGCAACCCCAGGAAGAACCGAGAAAAUUAGUAAUGGGUAAAGGAAAACUACCUGAAGAACAAGAUGAAAAAGAAAUAGUUAGGUUGAAAAAGAUACCUGAGAAAAAGCCUGAUGAAAAACCAGAAGUUGAAAAACCUUCAAAGAAGCCUAAACCUGAAAAGCCAUUUAGUCUGGGCCCAUCUGAAGAUGUAUCGUUUAAAUUAAAACCACUGGAGGAUAUACCACCUGGUGAACGGCCUGAAGAUCUAGAGAAAGCUCCAAUAGAAUCUGAAGAGAUGCCAAAACCAGUCCCAGUAUUAGAAAAGAAAGAAAAACCCAAACCUCAGAAAGUAAAACCAGAAAAACCAGAGGAAGAUAGAAAGUUAAUCAUGGGUAAGGGUAAAGAAAAGCCCCCAGAAGAGGAUGAAAAUAUCAAGUUAAGGAAGAAGCAGGGUCCACCACCAGAAGAGAAACCAGAAACGAUUAAGCUUAAACCAUGGAAAAAGGAGAAACCUUCUCCGGAAGAAAAAGAUAAAGAACUUGAUGUUGGUAAACCUGAACCAUUUCCACGUGAUGAUGAUGAUAAGGAAUUAUCAAUGAGAAUACCAAAGGAUAAAGAUAAAAGAACAAGGAAAAAGCCUAAGGAUAAGGAACGAACUGAAGAAGAAAUACCGAAACCGGUUGAAACAGGUCUUCUUCCAAAGGAUGAAGAACUAACAGGUGAAAAGGAUAAACUAACUCCUGAAGUUACUGUAGCUCCCUCUGCAAAAGAUGAAAAACCUGUAUUGCCAGAAGAUGUUAAAGAAACUGAAGAAGAUACUUCAGUUCCUAUCUGGAGGAGGAAGAAGAAACCUCAGAAAACUAUUGCUCCAGACUCGGUAGAACAAACUACUGAUGUAGAGAAAGUGCCAGAAGAUGAAAUUCCUGCUCCUGUUUGGAGAAGCAAAAAGAAACCAGAAAAAAAGGAAACAGUAGAGCAACAAAUUCAAUCAAAACAUGAAGAUAUUAUUUUCAAAACGGAAGAAGAUAAAAUAACUCUGGUAGAAGAACAAAAAGUGAUUGAGCAAGUAAAACAUAGUCCUGAAGAAGUUGAAAAACAACCAGAAGAAGAUACUUCAGUUCCUAUCUGGAGGAGGAAGAAGAAACCUCAAAAAACUAUUGCACCAGAGGUAAAGGAAGAAAUUCCAGAACAAACCCCAGAUGAAAAGUCGAGUAAACAAAAGAAGAAGACACCCAAAACUAAGGUACCUAAGACAGAGGAUUCAACAGUUGUUGAAGAGAAGACUAUACCUAUUAAACCAAAGUCUGAAAAAUUAGUUCCAAUGAAAUUAGAAACUGUAUCAAUUGAGCCACAUAAAGUUAGUGUUGUUAAAGUUUCAGAUCUUCCACACUUCGCUUCCAUCAAACUGAGAAAAGUAACUCUCCCUCCAAAGAAAGAUGCUCCUAAAACUACAGAACUUCCAAAGGUUCUACUUAAGAGCCGCAUUAAGCACUAUCCAUAUCCUCCUACUAUUCACUAUAUUAUAAUCAAGGAUCUGGAACCAAUAUAUGUUGAUAACGGUAUACUUUCCAGAAAUUAUGAAGAAGCUAAAAAGGUGAAGAAAACAACAAGAAGAAGAGUUAAACUUCCAAAGAGACCGGAAGCUGAAAUUGAAAAGUAUGAACCUUUUGAAGAACCGCCUAAACAACCUAAACCAGAAGCACCUCAAGAACCUAAAGAAAAACCAGAAAAGCCUGGAAAGCCUGAGCAACCCCAAGAAGAACCGAGAAAAUUAGUAAUGGGUAAAGGAAAACUGCCUGAAGAACGAGAUGAGAAAGAAAUAGUCAAGUUGAAAAAAGAUACCUGAGAAAAAGCCUGAUGAAAAACCAGAAGUUGAAAAACCUUCAAAGAAGCCUAAACCUGAAAAGCAACUUAGUCCGGGCCCAUCUGAAGAUGUAUCGUUUAAAUUAAAACCACUGGAGGAUAUACCACCUGGUGAACGGCCUGAAGAUCUAGAGAAAGCUCCAAUAGAAUCUGAAGAGAUGCCAAAACCAGUCCCAGUAUUAGAAAAGAAAGAAAAACCCAAACCUCAGAAAGUAAAACCAGAAAAACCAGAGGAAGAUAGAAAGUUAAUCAUGGGUAAGGGUAAAGAAAAGCCCUCAGAAGAGGAUGAAGAUAUCAAGUUAAGGAAGAAGCAGGGUCCACCACCAGAAGAGAAACCAGAAACGAUUAAGCUCAAACCGUGGAAAAAGGAGAAACCUCCUCCGGAAGAAAAAGACAAAGAACUGGAUGUUGGUAAACCUGAACCAUUUCCACGUGAUGAUGAUGAUAAGGAAUUAUCUAUGAGAAUACCAAAGGAUAAAGAUAAAAGAACAAGGAAAAAGCCUAAGGAUAAGGAACGAACCGAAGAAGAAAUACCGAAACCAGUUGAAACAGGUCUUCUUCCAAAGGAUGAAGAACUAACAGGUGGAAAGGAUAAACUAACUCCUGAGGUUACUGUGGCUACCUCUGCAAAAGAUGAAAAAGAACCAGAAGAUGAAAAACCUGUAUUGCCAGAAGAUGUUAAAGAAACUGAAGAAGAUACUUCAGUUCCUAUCUGGAGGAGGAAGAAGAAACCUCAAAAAACUAUUGCACCAGAGGUAAAAGAAGAAAUUCCAGAACAAACCCCAGAUGAAAAGUCAAGUAAACAAAAGAAGAAGAUACCCAAAACUAAGGUACCUAAGACAGAGGAUUCAACAGUUGUUGAAGAGAAGACUAUACCUAUUAAACCAAAGUCUGAAAAAUUAGUUCCAAUGAAAUUAGAAACUGUAUCAAUUGAGCCACAUAAAGUUAGUGUUGUUAAAGUUUCAGAUCUUCCACACUUCGCUUCCAUCAAACUGAGAAAAGUAACUCUCCCUCCAAAGAAAGAUGCUCCUAAAACUACAGAACUUCCAAAGGUUCUACUUAAGAGCCGCAUUAAGCACUAUCCAUAUCCUCCUACUAUUCACUAUAUUAUAAUCAAGGAUCUGGAACCAAUAUAUGUUGAUAACGGUAUACUUUCCAGAAAUUAUGAAGAAGCUAAAAAGGUGAAGAAAACAACAAGAAGAAGAGUUAAACUUCCAAAGAGACCGGAAGCUGAAAUUGAAAAGUAUGAACCUUUUGAAGAACCGCCUAAACAACCUAAACCAGAAGCACCUCAAGAACCUAAAGAAAAACCAGAAAAGCCUGGAAAACCUGAGCAACCCCAAGAAGAACCGAGAAAAUUAGUAAUGGGUAAAGGAAAACUGCCUGAAGAACGAGAUGAGAAAGAAAUUGUCAAGUUGAAAAAAAUACCUGAGAAAAAGCCUGAUGAAAAACCAGAAGUUGAAAAACCUUCAAAGAAGCCUAAACCUGAAAAGCCACUUAGUCCGGGCCCAUCUGAAGAUGUAUCGUUUAAAUUAAAACCACUGGAGGAUAUACCAACUGGUGAACGGCCUGAAGAUCUAGAGAAAGCUCCAAUAGAAUCUGAAGAGAUGCCAAAACCAGUCCCAGUAUUAGAAAAGAAAGAAAAACCCAAACCUCAGAAAGUAAAACCAGAAAAACCAGAGGAAGAUAGAAAGUUAAUCAUGGGUAAGGGUAAAGAAAAGCCCCCAGAAGAGGAUGAAGAUAUCAAGUUAAGGAAGAAGCAGGGUCCACCACCAGAAGAGAAACCAGAAACGAUUAAGCUCAAACCGUGGAAAAAGGAGAAACCUCCUCCGGAAGAAAAAGACAAAGAACUGGAUGUUGGUAAACCUGAACCAUUUCCACGUGAUGAUGAUGAUAAGGAAUUAUCUAUGAGAAUACCAAAGGAUAAAGAUAAAAGAACAAGGAAAAAGCCUAAGGAUAAAGAACGAAUCGAAG